Messenger RNA from Lodderomyces parapsilosis, 2166 nucleotides. It is a transcript of the gene BUD6, whose product is annotated as Bud6p. Gene Ontology annotation, cellular component: cytoplasm; cell tip. Gene Ontology annotation, molecular function: cytoskeletal regulatory protein binding. Gene Ontology annotation, biological process: establishment of cell polarity. Bases 1 to 2166 code for a protein of 721 amino acids. NCBI's taxonomy places the organism in Eukaryota, Fungi, Ascomycota, Pichiomycetes, Serinales, Debaryomycetaceae. The record is from RefSeq and is a predicted model, not a curated record. The transcript has a single exon.
AUGUCGUCGUUUCGUUCAUCUCAAGAGACUCUUGUGAACCCAAAGAGAAAGUCAUUACAUACAGUUGAAACUUGUGUGACUAGAUUACUUGUAUCGACCAAGCAUUUACUCGAGAGUUUAACACAAUGGGCUAGACAAGAAGCUGAUGACAAGUUUGUAUCGGAUGCCUAUGUAAAAUUGGGCAAUGACUUUAGAGCAGCAACGAAAGCAUUUGCACAUAGUGGGAUUGACACCUCUGAUCUUGGUAAUGUACCACAAGCGUUGAGAACGAUUUUGGAAGAAGCAUUGAGUGAAGCUCCCUCCCAGGAAAAUCUUGAUCGGUUUUUGCCCAACAUAAGAAAUAUUAUUGUUACGCUACUACAGAACUUGAAAGCUAAGCAGGGACGAGCCAGAAUUAUGUCUCAAGAGCGUGCUAGAGAGGAGAGUAGGGAUAGGAGUAGCAUGAGCAUGGAUCAGGGGGAAGGUGGAGCUAGAGAGACUCCAUCAGAUACAAAUCCAACAACUUGGAACACUUCGACCACUUUAGAAGCUCCAAUUAGGGAAGCUCCGAUUAGGGAGGCGCCAAUUAGGGAGGCGCCAAUUAGAGAGGCACCAAUUAGGGAGGCACCAACGAGGGAGGCACCAACGAGGGAGACACCAACGAGGGAGACACCAACGAGGGAGACACCAACUAGGGAGGCACCAAUCAGGGAGUAUCCCAGAGAUACGUCAACUCGAGACGCACCUUCAUCCAGGUUCUCUCGUGAGUCCAACAGAUCUCAAAAUGAGGCAUUACUUCAACUUCAAAAUGGUGAUGCUAUGCAACGUCGGGCUAGCAAACGAUUCAGUGCUUACCAGUAUGCCAAACUCACUCAUCAACCAGGUGGGAUUGAUUCAUCCCCAGCACUUCCUGUACCCAAAUCACCGAUCAAUACAGCCAACAACUCAAUUUUGGAGGAACUGGAAGUUUACGUUUUGUUAAGGAUAGGCCAAAAGACUAGAAAGGCAACUAUCGCCACACCGAUAGCCUUAGCUUCCAUUAGAUUGCUCUUUGUUGAAAAAUUUGCGUACUCACCAGGAUCAGGUAAUUUUCCUGACAUCUAUAUCCAGGAUCCACAAACAAAGGUGUUUUAUGAGUUAGAAGAGCAGUCCUUAAGUGAGGUGAAAAAUGGCUCGUUGUUGAGUUUGAACGAGGAGAGCACUGAUCAAUUUGGUCAGUUGAAUGCGAAAAUUGAAACGCUUGUUGAGAAAAUUGAAGCGAUGAAUAGUGGCAUUCUCAAUCUCCAGAGUCCCACUCCAGUGCCAGUGACUACCUCAGACCUGGAUGAUCGAAGAGAAGUGACAUUAAUUGAAAAUGAACUUCGUACAAUUAAACUGAUUAACAAGACGUCUACCGAAGCAUUUAAAAAAGUGCUUGCAAACAUUUCCAACCAAUUGAAGAGAUUCCAAGAGUCAAAUGUGGAAGUCUCUCAAGACUCAAACAGAAUGUAUAUGGAGUCAUGCCAUUCAAAGUUGUCGGACGACUCCGAUGCAUUAUUGACCAAAGUAGAUGAUUUACAAGAUUUAAUGGAGGAGAUGAGGAAGGAUGUGGCGCAAAGAGGUGUUCGAGUUGGCGAAAAACAAUUGAAACAUAUAACAAAGGAAAUUGCCGAUGCAAAGAAGUCACUUGACGAAAUGAGCAACUUUAUAUCUAAUGAAAAGUCAAUUUGGAAAAAGAUUUGGGAAUCUGAAUUGGAUAAAGUUUGCGAAGAGCAACAAUUUUUUAAAUUGCAAGAUGAUUUAACUAGUGAUUUGCAAGAGGAUUUACAAAAGAUCCAAGAAACUUAUGAAUUGAUUGAACAAUGCUCUAUUGAACAAAGUAAAGGUGCAUCAUCGAAGCGUAAUAAAGUCAUGGCCAAUUUGCACAUUCCUGAACCUGGGGAAAGCUUGCACGACAUUCAAGGACAAGUGUUGAUUGAUAUUGCCCAAUUGCACCCAAAUCAUGAAAGCAGAUUGGAGGCAAUAGAACGGGCUGAGAAAUUGAGACAGCGAGAAAGACAAUUGUCGCAACUAAAUAAGUUUCAAGAAGAGUUGGGUGAUUUCGUUGACGACAAUAGGUUAAAAAAAUCCGGUGGUAUUGAAGAGGUAGAAAGUUUACGAAAGCAACGUGAUCAAGAAAAUUUGAAAAACUCAUUUGGUAUUGUAUAG